CAAAUUGCACCAAUAAGGAAUGAGCACGACAAGGUUGUGUUAUUUCUAUGUACUUUCAAAGAUAUAACCUUGUUCAAACAACCCAUUGAGGAUGAAUCAACAAGAGCUACCCUUGGACCAACACAGCUAAAAAACACACAAAGAUGGACAAAGUUUGCCCGGUUAACUCGUGCUUUAACGAACAGCCGCAGUGUUCUACAGCAGCUGACUCCUAUGAACAAAACAGAAGUGGUCCACAAACAUUCCAGAUUAGCAGAGGUUUUGCAGCUGGGCUCCGAUAUCCUCCCUCAGUACAAGCAAGAAGCACCAAAAACCCCACCACACAUUAUAUUACAUUACUGUGCAUUCAAGACCACCUGGGAC
Messenger RNA from Staurois parvus, 363 nucleotides. NCBI's taxonomy places the organism in Eukaryota, Metazoa, Chordata, Amphibia, Anura, Ranidae. The record is from the annotation of a GenBank genome assembly.